Molecule: messenger RNA, 1925 nt
Organism: Alnus glutinosa
Lineage: Eukaryota; Viridiplantae; Streptophyta; Magnoliopsida; Fagales; Betulaceae
Product: transcription factor UNE10
Exons: 6
Coding region: 63-1604 (513 amino acids)
Cellular component (GO): nucleus
Molecular function (GO): protein dimerization activity
Source: RefSeq, a predicted model, not a curated record
AUUCUGUACCUGUGGCCUAGAAUCUCUCUCUCUCUCUCUCUCUCUCUCUCUCUCUCAAACACAUGAAAUCUGAUUCAAGGCGAAAACAUAAGCGAAAGAGAGAAAUACCCUUUUCUCCUCCCUCCCCUGAACACCCGUUGCCUCCGGCAACUCCUCCGUCCAAAAUGAGCCAGUGCGUUCCCAGCUGGCGGGAUUCCGACGACAAUCCCAACCCUGCCAGUGCCAGGCUUUCUCUUCGCCCUCACUCCAAUUCUACUGCCCCAGCUGAUGUCCCCAUGCUAGACUAUGAAGUCGCCGAGCUGACGUGGGAGAACGGCCAGCUAGCUAUGCACGGCUUAGGUCCACCACGAGUGCCUGUAAAGUCCCCCACCUGUACAACCUCUGCUUCCAAGUACACUACCUGGGAAAAGCCGCGCGCUGGCGGAACCUUGGAAUCCAUAGUGAACCAAGCGACCCGUUUGUCUCCUCCCCACCGGAAAACAUUCGACGGCGCCGCCGACCUCGUUCCGUGGUUCGACCACCAGCACCGCGCUGCCGUGUCUGCCGUCGCCUCUACUACUUUGACUAUGGACGCUCUAGUGCCGUGUUCUAACAGGACCUCAGACGUUGACCAGGGGCAGGUGGUAGACGGGCUCGGCACGUGCGUGGUCGGGUGCUCUACACAUGUCGGGUCCUGCAGCGGGGCGAAGGACGGAGACGCCGACGUGGUUUUAGCGGGUAAACGCGCGACGGAGGCGCGUGUCCUUGCGGAGUGGAGCAGCAGAGACCAGAGCGUCACUGGGAGGGCCACGUGUGGGAUGGAUAGUCAGCGUGUAACUCUUGACUCGUGUGAGAUGGACCUUGGUGUUGGGAUUACUUCCACAUCGCCUGGCUCCCCGGAACACACCAGCUCUCCCGGCGAGCCUUGCACAAAGGCCACCACCGCCGAUGACCAUGACUCCGUUUGCCACAGCUCACCUCAGAGGGAGGCAGGUGAUGAGGGCAAAAAGAAGAGUAAUGGGAAAUCCUCUGUUUCUACUAAAAGGAGUAGGGCUGCUGCCAUUCAUAACCAAUCUGAACGUAAAAGGAGAGAUAAAAUAAAUCAAAGAAUGAAGACCCUACAGAAGCUGGUCCCCAAUUCGAGUAAGACUGAUAAGGCGUCGAUGCUUGAUGAAGUGAUUGAAUAUCUAAAGCAAUUGCAAGCUCAAGUCCAAAUGAUGAACAGAAUGAAUAUGCAACCAAUGAUGUUGCCAAUGGCCAUGCAACAACUUCCGAUGUCUAUGAUGGCUCCACUAGGCAUGGGGAUGGGUAUGGGCAUCGGACUUGGUAUGGGCAUGGACAUCAAUACCAUCAACCGCCCCAACAUCGCUGGCAUCUCUCCUGUUCUUCACCCUACUGCCUUCAUGCCUAUUGCCUCCUGGGAUGGCUCCGGUGGCGACCGGUUACAAGCUGCCACCUCAGCGGCGGUAAUGCCAGACCACUUGUCUGCAUUCCUGGCAUGCCAAUCACAGCCAAUGACCAUGGAUGCAUACAGUAGGAUGGCUGCCAUGUAUCAGCAGCAGCAGCUGCAGCAGCACCAGCAGCAGCAGCAGCAUCAACCUCCACCUUCUAGUUCUAAGAGCUAAGCUUUCUGGUAUAUAUGCAUGCCUUGUUGCUUGCAAUGCCUACCUAGGGAGAAAAAUUAAAAAUUAGGUGCAUGAAAUUGAUAUGAUUUUGUGUUGCUUCAAGGGCAUACAAGGUGGUAUUUCUAAAUGUUGCGAUUAGUGUAUAUUAGCUCCAACAAAGAAGGAAAUAGCUAAAAAUGGUGCCCUUUUUUGGGGGUAACCAAUUUGUGAAUAGUUGGCGCAUUUGGUGUACAAUAUUUUCUUUUUCCUUUCAACUAAUUAAUUUGGAACCUCUGUGAUGGGUUUGUAUUUUUGAAUGAAAGAUGUAUCUUCAUUUUUUCA